Manihot esculenta (cassava) is the source of this 2742-nucleotide messenger RNA. Its product is annotated as subtilisin-like protease SBT1.5. The transcript has a single exon. Gene Ontology annotation, biological process: proteolysis. Bases 38 to 2491 code for a protein of 817 amino acids. Gene Ontology annotation, molecular function: serine-type endopeptidase activity. NCBI's taxonomy places the organism in Eukaryota, Viridiplantae, Streptophyta, Magnoliopsida, Malpighiales, Euphorbiaceae. The record is from RefSeq and is a predicted model, not a curated record.
GAAACAGAAGUAGACAGUGGUCAUCACUCAUUACCACAUGCCCAUUCCAUCUCUCUUCCAUUUUAAAGCUGCUCAGUCACAAACCUCACUGAACCAUAACCCUCUCUCCUCCUCCUCUUUCUCUCUUUCAAUGGCUACCAUUUUCCUUCUCUUCUUUCUCUCCUUUCUUUCUUUUUCUUCUUCUUCUUCUACGAAUGACCUGCCCAGAACCUUCAUUGUUAAAGUUCAACAUGAUGCCAAGCCUUCCAUUUUCACUCUCCACAAGCACUGGUACGAUUCUUUCCUGUCCUCACUCUCCUCUUCCUCCGCUGAUCAAAAGACGCCCUCUUCUUCUCCACCUGCCGAGUCUCGCAUCAUCCACACUUACGACACUGUUUUCCAUGGAUUUUCCGCCAAGCUCUCCCCCACCGAGGCUCUUAAGCUCCAGACCCUCCCCCAUGUCAUUGCCGUCAUCCCUGAACGUGUCCGCCACGUGCAAACCACUCGAUCCCCUCAGUUUCUUGGCCUAAAGACCACAGACAGUGCUGGGUUGCUCAAAGAAUCAGACUUUGGCUCGGAUCUUGUCGUUGGAGUUAUCGACACUGGAAUCUGGCCGGAGCGGCAAAGCUUCAAUGAUAGAAACUUGGGUCCUGUCCCGGAGAAAUGGAAAGGGAUGUGUGUGAGUGGUAAAGACUUUAGUCCAGCAUCUUGUAACAGAAAGCUCAUUGGAGCUCGAUUCUUUUGCAACGGCUACGAGGCUACCAACGGCAAGAUGAACGAGUCGACAGAGUACCGAUCUCCGCGGGACUCCGAUGGCCAUGGUACCCACACCGCAUCCAUUGCCGCCGGCCGUUAUGUGUUCCCAGCUUCGACACUGGGUUACGCUAAGGGUAUUGCUGCAGGAAUGGCACCGAAAGCUCGCCUUGCUGCUUACAAAGUAUGCUGGAAUGCUGGAUGUUACGACUCCGACAUUCUCGCCGCAUUCGAUGCUGCUGUUAAUGAUGGGGUCGAUGUUAUUUCGCUCAGUGUCGGCGGCGUUGUUGUUCCCUAUUAUUUGGAUGCAAUUGCUAUUGGCUCUUUCGGAGCUGUAGAUCGCGGGGUCUUCGUCUCUGCCUCUGCUGGUAAUGGCGGCCCUGGUGGGCUUACAGUCACCAAUGUUGCUCCCUGGGUCGCUACUAUUGGUGCUGGAACUAUUGACAGGGAUUUCCCAGCUGAUGUGAAGCUUGGAAAUGGCAAGGUGAUUCCUGGUAUGAGCGUUUAUGGUGGCCCAGGUUUGUCUCCGGGGAAAAUGUAUCCUCUUAUUUAUGCUGGUAGUGAAGGUACUGGAGAUGGCUACUCUAGUUCUUUAUGCUUGGAGGGUUCAUUAGAUCCCAAGCUUGUUAAAGGCAAAAUUGUGUUGUGUGACAGAGGGAUCAAUUCCAGGGCUGGUAAAGGUGAUGUUGUAAAGAAAGCAGGAGGAGUAGGGAUGAUCUUAGCUAAUGGGGUUUUUGAUGGUGAGGGUCUGGUUGCUGAUUGCCAUGUUCUGCCUGCUACUGCUGUGGGUGCAUCUGCUGGUGAUGACAUUAGAAGGUAUAUUUCUGUGGCUUCUAAAUCAAAAUCACCACCCACUGCUACUAUCGUUUUUAAGGGGACGAGACUCGGUGUUAGGCCAGCUCCAGUUGUGGCUUCAUUUUCAGCUAGAGGUCCAAAUCCUGAGUCUAAUGAAAUUUUGAAGCCUGAUGUUAUUGCUCCUGGUUUGAACAUUCUUGCUGCUUGGCCUGAUAAAGUUGGGCCUUCUGGUGUUCCUACUGACAGUAGAAGAACUGAAUUUAACAUUCUUUCUGGUACUUCUAUGGCUUGUCCUCAUGUUUCUGGAUUAGCUGCCUUGUUAAAGGCUGCACACCCAGAUUGGAGUCCAGCAGCAAUAAAAUCAGCAUUGAUGACAACUGCUUAUACUGUUGAUAAUCGCGGCGAAACUAUGCUUGAUGAGUCUACAGGAAAUACUUCAACUGUGAUGGAUUUCGGUGCUGGUCAUGUUCAUCCACAGAAGGCUAUGGAACCUGGAUUAGUCUAUGAUAUAUCCACAUUUGAUUAUGUGGAUUUUCUGUGCAAUUCAAACUACACAGUUAACAACAUUCAAGUUGUGACUAGAAAAACUGCAGAUUGCAGUGGAGCAAAAAGAGCCGGUCAUGCAGGGAACUUGAAUUACCCAUCAAUGUCUGCUGCGUUUCCACAAUAUGGGAAGCAUAAGAUGUCUACACAUUUCAUUAGGACAGUUACCAAUGUUGGGGAUCCAAAUUCUGUAUACAAAGUUACAAUUAAGGCACCCAGUGGGACUGUGGUGACAGUGCAGCCAGAGAAACUUGUGUUUAGGAGGAUUGGCCAGAAACUGAGCUUCCUUGUUAGAGUGCAAACCACGGCAGUGAAGCUCUCACCUGGAGUCUCAAGCUUGAAGAGUGGUUCAAUAGUUUGGUCAGAUGGAAAACACAGUGUCACAAGUCCUCUAGUGGUGACAAUGCAGCAACCUCUUUAGCUUGGUUUGUAGGAAUUUUGCUGUAUUUGCUAUUAUAGGUUUUUAUAUAUUCUCAUGUUUAUGUAUAAAGGGAAUGUGUGAGGCGUUUUCUAUAUCAGAAAGCGAAUGGAGUUGGGUUUGUUUAUGCAUAUGCAGAGUGAAUUAAUGUAUAAUUUUGCUAGCAAAAAGAGGUGAGAACAUGCAUGUAGAAAAUGGUGUAUUUGACUAAGAAGCCAAAUCAUAAUGAAAAGACCUCUCUUUUCCUUUUGGAA